AUGGCAGCAGCAACAUCCACAAAGAGCACAGCAAAGAAGACGGGCAAAGAGAACGCCGCUCCUCGUGGCAAGAGCCGGGCCCUUGAUGAGAUUGCGAGCGAGGACGACGAGAUCGUACAAGAGAAGAAGUCUAGCAAGAGUAAAAACAAAAGACCCUUGCAAGAGGCCGACGACGAGGGAGACGUGAGAGAGCUCAAGAAGCAGCUAGCUACAGUCUCUGCCGAACGCAAUCGGCUGCGAUCCCAAAAAGACACGUUUGCCAAACAGUUCGAAGAGCUUUCGAGGCUCAGAUCGACCGACGCCGAGUCUCUUUUGGAAAAGUACAAGGAAAAGGUCAAGAUACAAACAGAAGCCCAGAGCAAGGCCAUUGAUGACUCAACAAAGCUCAACGAUUCUCUCAUGUCUCGAGUGCAACACCUGGAAAAAUCACUGGCAGCCGCCAAGAAGGCUGUCACCGAGAAUAUCGUCAAUGCAGACCCGAAAGAAGUACGCGCUUUGAAGGAUGAAAUCAAGAGAGCAAAGUCGGAUCUUGAUUCCAAGAAUGAUGCUUAUCUUGCACUUCAGAAAGAGUACAAGACCGAGAUUGAAAACUCGCGGUCCUUGCAAGCGUCUACCAAGAGCGUACCGGCUAGCAAUGCAGUCUCUACUGCGGGUCCCCCGUCCGAGGAUGCCGAGAUGGACACUGCCAGUCUAAGACUCUACGAAGAUCUCACCUUGCUAAACAUCAUGAGCGUCAAGAUACAAAAGGGCAAAUAUGGAAACAAGGAAAAGACUUUUAACUGUGUCAUGGCUGCGAACGGUAUCAGUCUCAGCUUCAAGCUCCGUUCCUAUAUCGAGAUCGACAAGAAACGCCCUGCCGAUUCGCCCUACGUCAGCACCGUACACUACUCCCCGUCCUCCCUCAAAAACGAACCCAAGGAGGUUGUGGAGAAACUUGGUGAUUUCGGGACUGAAUUUGUGAUACCACGUGAAGAGCUUGGGGGCUUCUUUCUAGAGCUGAGAAAGAGGCUUGAGGCGAGUGACGAUGACGAGUAG
Molecule: messenger RNA, 1035 nt
Organism: Cryptococcus wingfieldii CBS 7118
Lineage: Eukaryota; Fungi; Basidiomycota; Tremellomycetes; Tremellales; Cryptococcaceae
Exons: 7
Coding region: 1-1035 (344 amino acids)
Biological process (GO): homologous chromosome segregation; attachment of mitotic spindle microtubules to kinetochore; meiotic sister chromatid segregation
Cellular component (GO): mitotic spindle; chromosome, centromeric core domain; nucleolus
Molecular function (GO): microtubule site clamp
Source: RefSeq, a predicted model, not a curated record